This is a messenger RNA of Pistacia vera, 2066 nucleotides long. RefSeq names its product cytochrome P450 704C1-like. Gene Ontology annotation, molecular function: heme binding; monooxygenase activity; iron ion binding. The transcript is spliced from 6 exons. Bases 64 to 1605 code for a protein of 513 amino acids. Lineage: Eukaryota; Viridiplantae; Streptophyta; Magnoliopsida; Sapindales; Anacardiaceae. The record is from RefSeq and is a predicted model, not a curated record.
UUAAGUCAAUUUUUCAUUUUAUCAUCCUCAUCAUCAAUCAAUAGAUUAGCACUUAUCAACAUAAUGAACCUGAAGGAAAUUUUCUCCAUUUCCAUUCCUCUCACAGCAGCAACUUUAGCACUAAUUUUAGGCAUAUUCAUUCACAGGAUCCAUGCCAAGAUAACAGGUACUGAGAAGAGAAAAAUAUAUCACCCAGUUGGCUGCACCGUCUUCCACCUAGCAUUCAAUUUUCACAGGCUCCACGAUGCCAUGGCUGACCUUGCAUUCAAACAUACAAGUUUCAGAUUGCUUAGUUUUUUCAGAAGUGACGUUUACACUACACACCCUCCAAAUAUUGAGUACAUCCUCAAAACUAAUUUCGGAAACUAUGGCAAGGGAUCCUACAAUUACGACAUUUUGACAGAUCUAUUGGGUGAUGGGAUCUUCACUGUGGAUGGAGAAAAGUGGCGACGUCAGAGGAAAAUAGCAAGUUAUGAAUUCUCCACCAAGAUACUGAGGGACUUCAGCAGUGGAGUCUUUAAAGCCACAGCUGUAAAGCUUGCUGGAAUAGUAUCUAAAGCUUCUGCAUCAAAUCAGUCUAUAGAAAUUCAAGACCUUUUGAUGAAAGCAACCUUAGACUCUGUAUUUAAAAUCUUAUUGGGUAUAGAAUUAGAUGGUUUGUGUGGAACAUUUGAAGAAGGCACUAGAUUCUCUGAUGCUUUUGAUAAAGCAAGUGCAAUUAUGGUUUACCGAUAUGUUGAUGUUUUCUGGAAGAUUAAGCGGUUCUUCAACAUUGGAUCAGAGGCUGUUUUGAGAAAGAGUAUAAAAGUGAUUGAUGAAUUUGUAUACAAAUUAAUUAAAAGCAAAAUCGAGCAACUCAACAGUUCACAUGCUGAUUUACAACCAGUGAAGAAAGAAGAUAUUGUGUCAAGGUUUGUGGAACUGAAAGAGACGGAUCCAAAAUACUUAAGAGACAUAAUUCUGAGUUUUGUGACCGCUGGCAAAGACACAACGGCUUCAAGUCUUUCCUGGUUUUUGUACAUGAUCUGCAAGCACCCUCAUAUACAGGAAAGGAUUGCAAAGGAAGUGAUACAAGCAACUCAAAUGAGUGAUGGUGCAAGCAUUGAAGAACUUGCAGCCGGCAUAACUGAAGAAACCAUUGACAAGAUGCACUAUCUCCAUGCAGUUUUGACUGAGACACUCAGGCUUUAUCCCGCAGCUCCUGUGGAUGGGAAGAUUUGUUUUUCAGAUGAUACUUUGCCUGAUGGUUUCAGUGUGAAGAAAGGAGAUAUGGUAGCAUAUUUACCUUAUGCGAUGGGCAGGAUGAAAGCUUUAUGGGGCAAUGAUGUGGAGGAAUUUCGGCCGGAAAGAUGGCUCAAUGAAAAUGGCUUUUUCCAGCCAGCAAGCCCUUUUAUUUUCACAACUUUCCAGGCGGGUCCAAGAAUCUGUCUAGGAAAGGAAUUUGCUUACAGGCAGAUGAAGAUCUUCAGUAUGAUCCUUUUAGGAAGCUACAAAUUCAAGCUCAGUGAUGAAAAGAAAAAGGUCAACUACAGAUCAGCCAUGACUCUACAAAUAGAAGGUGGCCUCCAUCUUUGUGCCUUCCCAAGAUUGAGCCCUGGAAAAUAAGUCAAAUUGGCAAUAAAUUUUCACAGAUAUCCCUGGCUGUCUAUUAACAAAUGUUUAAUUCCUCCAUUAGCGUAAGGGGAAAAUGUUGCUUUUUUAACGUUUGGGUUUUAGUGUUCCUGUUUUACAUUUAUGAAGUGCUUGCGGGGUAAAGAGUGAAAUGUUGGACUUGAUAAUUGUGAUGUCAUACGGGUUGAGUUAGAUUGUGUAGUUACGGGUCUAAUAGGCCAUAAGGUUAGCUCCUUAGUCAUUAGGCUAGGUGAAGCUUCAAUACUAACAUAAUUUUAAAUCAUGCAUGAAACUAUUUAGAGGGGUAUUAAUCAUUAUUUUAAACAAUAAUACUAGCCUCACAAACAUCUCUCAUUAACCCCAUGUGGCAACUGGUAAUUGGUUUUGUCAAGCAGGACUUAUUAUUGAGCAGACGGAAUUCAUGCGAGCUGAUUAAUUACGAGCUGAUACGUUGU